GCGCCUGGGCUAUUAAAAUAUUCCAUUAUCACAGCCUCAAAUUUCUCAUCUAUUAUAAAGUACAGCUAAAGAAUUUCGAUAUAAAACUAUUGUGGUGAGUUUAGUAAAUAAACCUUGUGAAAGUGGAUUUGUGAUAAAGUUUGCGAAUGGAAGACGCAGAUAUUUGCGGACAACUUAGGCAAAUAUUCCCACAAAUAGACCAGGCAGUUAUCCAAAGAACGAUACAAGAAGCGAAAACGAACGAAGGAGUAAACAUUUUAAAUAAGUGUAUUGAAAUUGUUCUCGCACGCCAGGAAGAAGCACGUUUGUUGGGGAGAAACGAAGAAGAUAGAAACGACGAGGUUGUCCUUGUUAAAUCUAUAAGAAAAGAGACUUCAAGGAAACAAAAAGCAAGAGAAAUCCCCUUCGUUUUUAUCGAGGACACAGACGCACAUCCAGUUCAGAUUCAUGACCCUUAUUAUACCCAUGAAGACCAACCUUUCUCGGAUGGUGAUUCAAGCAACUCUGGAGAUGACAGCAGUGAUGAUGUUUCAGACCCAUUUCCACCAAGAAAUGAUUUAUCCAAAGAUGUAGAAUUUCCCGAUCUAUUUGCUUGGCAACCAUCCAGGCCACCAAUCCAAAAACACAUUCCAACACCAAUUAUUUUAGAGCCUUCAGGAAGUGAACCAACAUCUAAUUGGCAUCUAUCAACUACACCGGCGAGACAAACUUUGGUAGUACCUCUACAAUUACCAAUGAAUCACCAGCCACUAAUAAUACCAAAUGAACAAAUGUCAUCAACACCUAAUGCACCAAACCUGUCAAGCACCACCACUGCUACAGAAAGCUCAUACCUUGAUUUUGUCAGGCAAAUGUUUCCAAAUGUUAAUGUGGAAUUUGUUCAAAAAUUAUCCCAACAAGGUUUUGAUCUAAAUGGCAUUGUGAAUAUGCUUGUUGAUCGGCCUGAUAUGCAGAAUGAUACCAAAAGUGAUCUACAACCACCAUCAUUGUCAGCAGAAACAACAAAACAUGUUAAUUACUUCACAGAGUACUCAAAAAUGGUAUCUUUCACCUUCAAAGUACAAUGUGAAAAACUUUUGAAAAAUGAUUUCCGCAGAGUCUUCGUUGCUGACAUUAGAAAGGCCAUGGCAAUGUACAAUGGCCACUAUGCCCCUGCAAGAAAACUUCUUGAGGAAUCACUCUUGGCCAUGAAUGAGAAUAGCGCAGCUAAAUGUAUAUCAUCAAAUACGUUGCCAUCCAGCAAUUCAACUCUUGUGGAGGCCCAAAAAAAAUUUGCUAUUUCUCGAUUGUUGGGAACCAAAAGACCAUUGAAAGGUACUUUGGUUGACAUUAUUCCAGAAUUAAAACUUGAGAUGGAUUUCUUCAAGAGGCAAGUUGUGCUAAAUGAGGAAAAAAAGAAUGCAAUCUAUGCUGCAUAUUUGAACGAACAACAGUACAAAGAUGAAGGAGAGCUGAUUGAAUGUGGCUGUUGUUUUGGAGAAUUCCCUUUUGAAGAAAUUGUCCAGUGCAGUGAAGGACAUCUGUUUUGUCGAGAAUGCUUACAGGGUUAUGCGAAACAGGUUAUAUUUGGCUCGGCCAUGGCGUCAGCCAAGUUACUAUGCAUGGCUGAGGAUUGUGAAGAGCCAUUUCCUUACAAUCAGUUGGAAAGAUGCCUGUCGAACCAAGAAAUUGAAAAGUAUCGAAGCCGGCUUCAGGAGGAUUGUUUAGCCAAAGUUGAUCUUCCAAAUCUUCAUCAAUGUCCAUUUUGUGAAUUUGCAGCCAUUAUAGGAGAGCACCAGAAGGUGUUUACCUGCAUGAACCCCAAAUGUGAAAAAGAAUCGUGCACCAAAUGCGAAGAAGAAUGGAAGGAACAUUUUGGAAAACGAUGUAAUGAGGUGGAGAAGAAAUCUCAAACUAAUCUAAGAGUGAGUUAUGAGGAAAGAAUGACCAUGGCAAAAGUGAGAAAGUGUGCAAAGUGUUCGCUUACAUUUACAAAGCAGGAUGGCUGCAACAAAAUGACAUGUAGAUGUGGUACCACUCAGUGUUAUGUUUGUCGUAAAUCAGGCAUAACUUACGAUCAUUUUUGCCGCCAUCCGAGGGAUCCUGGAAAAAAGUGUGGAAAAUGCUCUGCUUGUUCGUUAUGGACAGACCCAACGGAAGAUGAAGAAUUGGCAAUUACAAACCUUCGAGAGGAGGCUGAAGUUGCAAAAAGGAAACUGAAUGAGGAGAUCGAGCAUUCAACUAGAAAGAAACCAAAGUUGUAAUUUCCAGUCUUGUGGUUAGCUUAUAUACCUUGCUAAUCAGAACACACACAUACCUCUAAUGUGAGGGUAUUCAUAUUUGGACAAAGACAAAUUAUAUUAACUGAAGAAUUAUAUGCACUAUAUUAUUGUUAUAGAGACAAAUAUUGAGUUAUUGACUAUUAUUACGGUUUCUAUUGUUACUAUUAUUGGGGUUAUCUGUUAACGACAACAAGUGGUAUUUUUGAAAAUAGUUGUAUUUUGUAACCUAAGUGUGUAAUGAUCAGGAAUAUUGACAUUAUAACCUACUGGUUAUGGUAGUUUUCAGAAAUAACCAAAUUGAAACUAUACUUUGUUAAAUAACUUGCAUUGCAUUUUGUUGGGGAGAA
Molecule: messenger RNA, 2608 nt
Organism: Dendronephthya gigantea
Lineage: Eukaryota; Metazoa; Cnidaria; Anthozoa; Malacalcyonacea; Nephtheidae
Product: E3 ubiquitin-protein ligase RNF216-like
Exons: 1
Coding region: 147-2243 (698 amino acids)
Molecular function (GO): zinc ion binding
Source: RefSeq, a predicted model, not a curated record